Molecule: messenger RNA, 1857 nt
Organism: Trachemys scripta elegans
Lineage: Eukaryota; Metazoa; Chordata; Testudines; Emydidae
Gene: CFAP184
Product: coiled-coil domain containing 96
Exons: 3
Coding region: 1-1314 (437 amino acids)
Biological process (GO): cilium assembly
Cellular component (GO): ciliary basal body; axoneme
Source: RefSeq, a predicted model, not a curated record
AUGGAGGAGGGGGCCGAGGCCCCGGUGCACCCCGGGGAGCCCCCAGUGGAGGCAGAGGGCCCGGGGCCCGUCGCGGAGGAGGAGAGGCCGGAGGAGGCCGGGGGCGAGAGCCCCCUUGAGAAGCCGUCGGGGGAAGAGGCUGCCGCGGAGGAGGUGGCGGCAGAGCCGGAACCCAGAGCGGGCACGGAGCCUCCUUCGCCGGCCGCUGAGGGAAGCCCCGAGGCAGAGGCGGGAGCCGCCCCAGAGGCGCCCACCAGCGCGAGCUUCACGGAGGGCGAGGCCGAGGAGCCGCCCCCGCUGCAGCGGGAGGAGGCGGCGGCGGCGCAGCAGCGGCGGCGCGCGGAGCUGACCGAGCAGUACCGGCUCCUGCUGGCCGACCGCGAGCGCACGCGCCAGUACAACGGGCACCUGCAGUUCAAGCUGUUCGAGCUCUUCCGCAAGAAGGGCGAGGAGCCGCCCCGCGUGGAGCUGGAGGAGCUGGUCUCCGACAAGGAGCAGCGCUACAGCCGCUACCUGGCCAUGCUGGAGGAGCUGAGGAGCCAGCUGGCCCAGCAGAGGGCAUGGUACCAGCUCCAGCUCGACGACCUGGAGCAGCGCUGCACGGAGAAGCUGGACCAGGUGAACGCCGACUGGCUCGCCUUCCAGGCCUGCAAGAAGGAAGUGACCCUCUUCACCAUGGGGCGCCAGCUGGGGGGGAAGGAAGCUGCCAUUAAGGAGGUGGAGCACAUCCAAGCCAAGGAGCAGCGUAAAGAGAACGAGAUGAGUGAGGUCCGCCUGGAAAACAUCAAACUGCAGCAUAAGAUUGAAAAGCUUGAAGUAAGCCUGAAAGCUCAAGAGGAGCUGGCAGAAGGACUGCAUCUGAUAGACUUUGAGCAGCUGAAGAUAGAGAACCAGACCUACAAUGAGAAAAUUGAAGAGCGCAAUGAAGAGCUUCUCAAGCUCCGGAAGAAGAUCACUAAUACAGUGCAAGUCCUGACCCAGCUCAAAGAAAAACUCCAGUUUGUAGAAGCUCAGAAUCAAGACCAAAGGGCCCAGCUGAUGGAGACUGAGACACUGGUGGCCCAGAAAAGAGAGAUUCUGACCAAAACCAAACAGGCUAGGGAUAGUUUACGGGUACACAACUUGAAGUUGCAACAGAAGUGUGGGCUUCUCGGAAGUGAGGCACUGCUGCGGGACUUCGAGAACAAGGUGGAUGCUGCUGAAGUACUCAGUCAGCGGCUGGAGAUGCUGAAACGUCACCAUGCUGGACUCACUCUUACUUGCAAAGCCGUAAAGAAAAAAAUCAAGGAAGCAAAAUCCUUUCUACCAGCAUGAGGAUUUUGGAGAAAGUGAGGUUAAAAGACAGAAACCAAUUUAAGUGCUCAAUUUUUGUUUUUAUUUGUCUCUGAAAUUGUUUUUCAUUUACAGGCUUGGAAUAUAGUAAAAGGGUGAAAUAGUCUCACUUUCACAUCUAAUGAAAACUUUGGAAACAAAGUUUUAAUGUUAUACAUUCCAUCAGGAGACUGCCAUGAAGUUCUGCCUUUUUCAAUGGCUCAUGAAGAAACCAAGCAUAUUUGGCUAUUUACUCUAUCAUAUUGAUAUUUUAAGUAUGCAUUUAAAAAACACACACACUGGCACUAUUCUAAUCGCUGGCAGCAUCACCCUCUGGUGUAAGCAAAAAAUUGCAAGUCAAAUACCCUGAGAUUCCAGUCCUGGUUCUGCCACUAACUCACUGUGUGGCCUUGGCAGUCUGUUCCCCACAACUCUAAAGUAGGUGUACUUACUGACCUCUCACAUGUUUUGAGGAUUAUAUCUUCAGAGAGUUUUACAAAAAAUUAAAGUUAUAUAUAUAGAGAUUGUAAAUAAAACAAUGUAUCA